Messenger RNA from Antechinus flavipes (yellow-footed antechinus), 2653 nucleotides. It is a transcript of the gene SAE1, whose product is annotated as SUMO1 activating enzyme subunit 1. Bases 787 to 1827 code for a protein of 346 amino acids. The transcript is spliced from 9 exons. Gene Ontology annotation, molecular function: SUMO activating enzyme activity. The record is from RefSeq and is a predicted model, not a curated record. Lineage: Eukaryota; Metazoa; Chordata; Mammalia; Dasyuromorphia; Dasyuridae. Gene Ontology annotation, biological process: protein sumoylation. Gene Ontology annotation, cellular component: SUMO activating enzyme complex; cytoplasm.
CAUCUGGGGAAGGGGUGGGGAAAGGAGGGAAAAGUUGGAACAAAAGGAUUUUCAGCUGUCAAUACUGAAAAAUUACCCAUGCAUAGAACUUGUAAAUAAAAAGCUAUAAUAAUAAAAAAGACAAUAAGGCUGGCUUCAUGAGAUCUCAUGUGAUACCAUCAAAGGGCAGUGACAGGAGAUAUUCUGUGCCUCAGUUGCUGUAUCUGUGAAACGGGAAGGAAGCUGGACUCGGGGCCCGAGCGUCCUCCCGGUCCAAAUCCAUGACGCCAUGGCUGUGAGGAAGGAGCGCUUUAGGCUAGUCGGGAAGGAAGCCAGGGCUCUCAAGCAGCUGCGGUGCCAGCCGCUUUGCAGGGUCUUGCAGGCUCGGCGGGCCGCUGUAGCAAAAGCGCAGAGGAGGGAAACGAGCGCACAGCGCUGAAGGAAUCGGAGAUGCUGGAUCAGGUGGUAGAGUGAGGAACUGUGGUUAGGAGCUCAGAGGUGAAAAAGGCGCGAAGCGACGUCACAAGGGAAGGGGAAGAAGCGGGGGAGGAGGGGAGGAGAGGUUAAGAUGGGUCACGUGGCGCGGCACGCACGUGCUUGCCGGUGUGGGGGAGGGGCGCAGCCCUGCGCAGGCGCGACGAUUGGCGCCUGCGCACGUACCGCCGGAGCGCGCAGCUGGGGGAGGGGUCCGAAGAGGUUGGCGGUUGGCGGGUAGGUCGCGAGCCGGCGCGCGGGCAAGAAGCAGGCCGGUGAGAGGGACUGAGGAGAAAGAGGAAGAUAGCGUGAGGAGCGGAACCCGGCGGCACCAUGGUGGAGAAGGAGGAGGUGGGCACCAUCAGCGAGGAGGAGGCGGCUCAGUACGACCGGCAGAUCCGCCUGUGGGGGCUGGAGGCGCAGAAACGGUUGCGGGCUUCUCGGGUGCUUCUUGUUGGAAUGAAAGGUUUGGGGGCAGAAGUUGCCAAGAAUCUCAUUUUGGCAGGUGUGAAAGGACUGACCAUGAUGGAUCAUCAGAAGGUAUCUCCAGAAGACACUAGUGCUCAGUUCUUGAUUCCUACUACUGGAUCCUCUGGCCGAAAUCGGGCAGAAGCCUCUUUGGAACGAGCACAGAACCUCAAUCCCAUGGUGGACGUGAAGGUGGACACAGACAAUGUAGAAGACAAACCUGAGACUUUCUUCACUCAAUUUGAUGCUGUAUGUCUGACUUGCUGUUCCCGAGAUGUCUUGGUUAAAAUUGAUCAGAUCUGUUACAAAAAUAGCAUCAAGUUCUUUACCGGAGAUGUUUUUGGCUACCAUGGAUACAUGUUUGCUAAUCUGGGAGAGCAUGAGUUUGUGGAGGAGAAAACCAAAGUCCCCAAAGUCAACCCAGGAAUGGAAGAUGGACCUGACACUAAGAAGGCAAAGUUGGAGGCCACGGAAACAACAAUGGUCAAAAAGAAAGUGCUUUUCUGUCCAUUCAAGGAGGCUUUGGAGGUGGACUGGAGCAGUGACAAGGCCAAGGCAGCCCUCAGACGGACCACUUGCGAUUACUUUCUGCUCCAAGUGCUUCUGAAAUUCCGCACAGAUAAAGGGCGGGACCCUCAGUCGAAUACUUGUGGUGAGGAUUCUGAGUUGUUGCUUCAGAUCCGAAAUGACCUACUUGAGUCCCUGGGGGUGAAUCCUGAUGUGCUUCCUGAAGACUUUGUCAGCUGCUGCUUCUCAGAGAUGGCGCCAGUUUGUGCAGUUGUUGGCGGGGUGCUGGGACAGGAAGUUGUAAAGGCCCUGUCUCAGAGGGACCCUCCUCACAACAAUUUCUUCUUCUUUGACGGCAUUAAGGGAAACGGGAUCGUCGAGUGUCUGGGCCCAAAAUGAAAGCUGGUGUUGGGCCCCUGCCUGCUGACCGGCGGCAGUCCCACUCCCACCCCAGGGCCCGAAGAGAAGAGCCUUCAGCUCUGGGAUGCGGCAACUGCACUCCUUGUGUCACGGGCAGAUUCUGGUCAAUACGAGGGGGCUUGGAGAUUGACUGUUGGCGCCUCGGCGUGACCCCGUACUGCAUCUGUCCUCCCCAGGCAGAGGCCGCUGACUCCAGCCAGGCCCCCUUCCUUUGCCGGGCCCCUUGGAGCUCCUCCCCGCCCUCUCCUUCCCCACCUGAAGUCACAGCCUUGAGGUGGGGAAGGCAGGCUCGACCAGACAGAUUUAGAAUGCCUUUGGGCGGGGCCUGGCAAGGGUGGGCACCGGGGCCUGGCAAGGGGCUUGGCGUUUCAGUUUAGAAUCCCUUUGGCGGAGAGGCCGUUUGGAAUUGGGGCUUAUUCCUGGUUGUGCCUGAGAGCCAAGUCACCCACCGAGUAGGACAUCACUCUCCUCUUUGGCUUCCGGGGGGGGAUUGGGGCCCUUUAAUCAUUGUGACUGACUAACAAUCGGAGGCAUUUUGAGGGAAAUCUUUGCAUUUAAAAAAAUGGCCCGAUCUACCAGCCGAGCCCAGCGCCUGCUCCCGAAGGCCGCGGAAGCCUGCAGUGGCGUUCACAGAGCGGGGAUUCUUGCAUUUUUAUAGUUGGGGGGAGGGGGGCGGCAGUGUUUUGUUUUUUAAUACUACGUUGUUGUUUUGGUCAUCCUAGAAUGGCAGCUGUUGUGUUUCACGUGUUUUCUAUAUUUUCCUGGAUUCCAAAAAAACAUAAUAAAAUAAAGUUGGUAGCUUGUG